Ilex paraguariensis (yerba mate) is the source of this 937-nucleotide messenger RNA. NCBI's taxonomy places the organism in Eukaryota, Viridiplantae, Streptophyta, Magnoliopsida, Aquifoliales, Aquifoliaceae. The record is from the annotation of a GenBank genome assembly.
CUGGUCAUUUUGUACAUCCAACAAAUAAUAUAUCAAAAUGCCAGAGAUUCAGUUGGGAGGGCACACUAUUAAAUCCCAUGGAGCCAAGUUGGCAAGAGAGCAUAUGCAUGACUGGCUAAUUCUCCUGCUCCUUGUUGCCAUCGAUGGUUGUUUGAAUGCAGUAGAACCUUUUCAUCGAUAUGUCGGGGAAGGGAUGAUGACAGAUCUGAAAUACCCUUUCAAGACAGAUACUGUGCCUAUGUGGGCUGUUCCAAUCUUUGCAAUUCUUUUGCCCUGCACCAUAUUUCUGAUUUAUUAUAAUUACAGAAGGGAUGUCUAUGAUUUGCACCAUGCUGUAUUGGGUAUUCUAUACUCUGUCCUGGUAACUGCAGUUAUCACGGAUUCAAUUAAAGAUGCAGUCGGUCGGCCACGACCAAACUUCUUUUGGAGAUGUUUUCCCAAUGGAAUACCGGCAUUCAAUCCCCUUGAUGGCAAUGUUCUGUGCACUGGGGAGAAGAGAAUCAUAAAGGAAGGAUACAAAAGCUUCCCAAGUGGGCACACUUCAUGGUCCUUUGCUGGUCUUGGAUUCCUUGGGUGGUAUUUAUUAGGGAAAAUUCAAGUGUUUGAUCGUAGGGGCCAUGCUGCAAAAAUCUGUAUUGUUAUCCUCCCAUAUCUUUUUGCUGCACUCAUUGGAAUUUCUCGUGUGGAUGACUAUUGGCAUCAUUGGACAGAUGUAUUCGCUGGAGCCCUCAUAGGAUCGGCUGUUUCUACAUUAUGCUACUUGCAGUUCUUUCCAUUACCACAUCACGAAAAUGGUUGGGCACCUCAUGCAUUUUUCAGAAUGCUGGAAGAAAACGAUGUUCACCUCUCAAUAGCGAUGGAAACAUCUACGGUCACAAAAUCUAGUUCACAAAAUGCAACUGCAGAGCUAGAAACUUUGGAAUGUGGUAGGAAUUAA